Messenger RNA from Papilio xuthus (Asian swallowtail), 2121 nucleotides. RefSeq lists its product as uncharacterized. Lineage: Eukaryota; Metazoa; Arthropoda; Insecta; Lepidoptera; Papilionidae. Bases 22 to 2052 code for a protein of 676 amino acids. The record is from RefSeq and is a predicted model, not a curated record. The transcript is spliced from 4 exons.
UAGUAGAAAUAGGUUUUUAUUAUGCAAAUCGUUAGCAGAGAUUUCAACGAAAAACGUAAUUCAACUUUGUCAUCUUUUGUAAGGAAUACAUCAUGCAGUCGUGGCUGGUUACGACUAGUUGUUCAAAUAACAUUCGGUGUUAUCACAGUGGUCAGUUUUAUUCUGAUAGUCCUUAUGGCGUACCGUGGUCCAAUACAAAGACCUCCCUCAAAUAAUAACCGUUGUAAAGCAGAUAGUUGCAGAGUUGUGUGUUAUAAUGCACCUUAUUAUAACAGUUAUGAAGAAGAUAUUAUAAAUACUGCAAUAGAUACGGAAUCAAACUGUGAAAGAAUGUUUUUGACAUUGAAAAAUCCUAUGUUCGUUAAUUCUACGCUACCAUUAAAUUGGUUAUCUGGUUUGCGAUCUAAAAUACGUUCAUUAACUGUUAUAGGAGGAAAUCUAAAACAUAUACCUCCCAACUCUUUUAUGAGUACAUUUGCUAGCAAUGUUAGGACUUUGUCUCUCGAAGAUGUAACAUUAACCACUUGGUUACCAGAAACUUUUAUAGGUCUAUCUAAUAUUCAAGAGCUGUUGAUUAAAAACACCAAACUAUUAACUAUUCAUUCCAGUGCAUUAAAAACAAUUGAUGAUACUUUAACUACUUUAGAUAUCAAGGCCAAUAAUAUAUGGAAUCCUAUAAACGUAACUGGUUCAGCUAACCCUGUCAAACUGACUACAGUGGAUUUUUCUAGAAAUAUAUUUAUAGAUAUACUAAACAAGAAUAGCUUUUCUCAAUUACAAAAUUGUAAAAUAUUAUAUCUGAACUCAUGUAAAAUCUCUGUUAUAGCUAACGGCACAUUUGAUAAUUUAUUGACUCUAAAACAUAAACCACGGAUCAAUUUACAAGACAAUCCCUGGAGAUGUGAAUGUACGAUAAAUGAUUUAAGGAAAUUGCACAUACAUGAUCUAUUGAUUGUUGAACCAACAUGUUACUAUCCCAAGGAAGUACGAGGAUUAACGUUUUCUGAAUUUGAAAAUUAUUGUUCAUCCAAUGAUUCAAAAACACAAAUUAUCGUACCAGAUACAAACGAUAAUGAACACUUUAAUAGGAGCAAUCAAACUUUAAACAUUGAGAAUAAACUAUCGUGCGAUUACGACACUGAAGUUGACUACGAAAUGACACCUUUGAUUUCAACCUCUAAUAAAUAUCGUUGUUCAAGCUACAGAGUACAGAAUUACAAAUUAAUACCGACAGUUUCAAAUAGCCUAUGCGAUCUGUUUUCUACAGACAACAAAUGGCUUAAGCCUGUUUUUUAUUCGAAAAGUCAACCACAGUCAGUAAUAGAAAUAUCUUCAUACGGACCUUCUAAUUACGGCUUACUAUGGUAUAGAGCAAACUGUCCACUGGAAAUAUACUGUGUUUCCAGUUUACCUCAAGUGCUUAGAAUUUUUAAUGCAGAUAAAAACAAUCAUUACGUAUUUUGCCGGUUUUAUAAUAAAACAGUAUUGACUGAUGAAUGUGUUGUUUACAAUUUUUCAAAAUCUGAACAACCGUAUCGAAGAAACCCUAUAUACUUAUUAUGUACAAUAACAGCUAUCGUUUGUCUGUCAUUCGGUGCUCUUAUAGUUUACGGUUUAAUUCGUAAAAAUCCUGGACUAUUGAAAGGAAGCAAAAGAGUACUUUUUGUGAAACAUAAACAAGUUGAUGCAUUGGUUCUUCCACCUAAAGUACCUUUAAGAAACAAUCAGAUGAAAGAAGCAUAUUUUUCAAAGAAUAGCAAUAGGAAUAUAUUUAUAAUGUCACCUGAUUUGAAUAAUUUACCGAUGAAAUUUACAAGAAUGAAUUCAACGAGAAGUACCAACAGUAGUAACCCCAGUUAUAUUUCGGCGAUACAACCGAGUGAGGAUCAACUUGCACAAUGGCGAUUAAAGCAUUAUUUGGAGAAACAAUCUACCGUACAUUCCCUUGAUUCAUGUACGUCCUCAAUAUCUUGGAUUUAUGACGCUGAUACUGUACCGUAUUUUCCACUUGAUUCUAAAGAACCGACUUAUGAAAUUGUUAAAAAGAUGUAAUCGUUCUUUACAUUUUAAUUUUUAUCGUCACAAAUUUUGGCAGCUCUUAGUGUAAACAUUACAUUUAUA